CGCCUAAGAGCUCUUGAGGUACUUCGUUGCUUAUGGAUCGAUGCGAUAUGUCUGAACCAAGCCGACAAUGCCGAAAAAGCACAGUAAAUCCCAGAGAUGGGAUGUAUUUUCGGACAGGCGAAAAGGUUCAGACCUGUUUACGUUCUUCAAAGACGCAAGCCGACUACCCGAAAUGGAGACUUCAAACAUCCUUCAAGUCCACGAGGCAGGCAAGUCAUGUACUCCAUGUUGUCUAACAAGCCGCAAUUAAAUAAGACCCAGAAGACAGAAAAAGUCAAGGGAACCCUGUACAGACUCUUUCCGGUUUCCCCCGAUCAAACUUUGCGGGUUCUCGCAGUCUCUUGUUUGCUCAAGAUGGUUAUAGAAUCCCGCCAUAUAAUUACCACCAGACAAAAGAAGGCAGAACUCUCCCUACGACAAAAUUAUUAGGACGUGUGAGUGUGCCACUCAUGAGCCACGUGGCUCCUUUGCUAUCGCUUGAGCAUAAGUGACUGCUUGUAAAAAAAAAGAAAAAAAGAACCAUAUUUUACUUUUAUAUACCUGACAAUACACUCAUCCCACAGUUCCGUUUAGGGAAAUACGGACAUCCCGAACCCGACCGCAAAGUGGAGCCUCGGGACCGGGGGAGGAGAGAGGGAAAGGGGAGCC
Messenger RNA from Daldinia caldariorum, 648 nucleotides. RefSeq lists its product as uncharacterized. The record is from RefSeq and is a predicted model, not a curated record. The transcript has a single exon. Lineage: Eukaryota; Fungi; Ascomycota; Sordariomycetes; Xylariales; Hypoxylaceae. Bases 97 to 429 code for a protein of 110 amino acids.